GAGAAAGAGAGUGAGAUGCAUUGCCUCCAAGGACGCCAUUGACGACCUUGGAGCUCUGUCGGUGAGAGUCUCGCUCCCCAAGACGCCAGCAUCUACGGAGACCCACCUUUCCUUGUCUCUUUGUCUCUCUUCAGUGCUUGAGCUUGUUGUCUUAGCUUCUCGCCCACGGUUUCAUCGUUGAAUUGGAAGAGAUGGACUGGAUCGGAUACGGAGCUAAACAGAGGUCCAAGCGUGGAGGGUCUGGGGUUGGGAGGAAGGGGAUCGUCGCUUCUGUGGACCGAGCGAGUGGAGAAGGCAAAGGGCGCAUCAGACAGAGAGAAUAUGCCUCAAACAUACCAGAUGCUUCCAACUAUGAUGAUGGCUUUCCUUUACAAGGAAAUUCUUUUGCCCAGGAGGUCAGGCAAAGUUCAUAUAGGAGAGGCGGUGGAACACCCAUAAGGACACUUAUAGAUGAAGAGAUAUCAAAAGAAUCAGAGAUUAGACGGCAUUCACCUAGUCUGGUUGCAAGACUGAUGGGCCUGGAUACAUUGCCUGCUCAUGCAGUCCAGAAGAAACACAAUGUGAUGGAUACUCGUCGUUCUCAUGAAUCAUUUAGUGGUUUUGAAGACAAGUAUGUAUCUUCCGAAGAUCAUUCAGCUCAGAAGACUUUGGAUGAACAUGAAGAUAUCAAAGAUGUUUAUGAAAUUGCUGAAACAUCAAAGUCUGAGAAGCAGAAAAAUCAAUCAAUUCGAAGGGGAAUAUCAUACUCAGGAAGAAGUGACACCAAGUAUAUGGACUCAAAGCAUCUAUCAACUGUUGAAACGCUUCAAAAGCCGCACAAGCUUGAUGACAUGCUGGAAAUAUCAGAUUUGAACAAGGACCCUUUUCUGAAAUUUCUCCAAGAACCCAAUUCCUUAUUUUCAAAACAUCUCCAAGACUUGAAGGGUGCUCCACCCCCUCACGCAAGCCACAUCACUAUCCUAAAAUCAACUCGAGCUCGAGAAGCUAAACACAGUGAGGUAUGUCCUCAAUCAGAAAGGAGUGGUAGGAGACGUGCACGUAUACAAGUAGAUGACAUUGCGUAUUUUAGGAAACCUGCCAUUAGACAUGACAGCAGUUCUCUCAACGAGCACAAGUCUGCUCUCUCACACAUGUUGUCAAAGUUAGACUAUGGGGUCGAAGCUGAUGGUUGCAGGCAUCCAACUCAGAUUGUGGUUUUAAAACCUCGUCUCAGUAAAGUUCACAAGACAGCAAGAACUGUUAAUUUAUCAAGAUAUGACGAUGAUUUUCGGUUUGAUCACAAAUGGCGUGAGGAAACACUAAUGUCUGUUAUUCGGGAAGUGCAUGCUAAAGGAAGAGCCUUGCGGAAGUCACUAGAUGAUAUGGAAUUCAUGCCUCAUAAUGUUCAAGGUUCUAGAGAUGUUGCUCGGGAAAUUAUGGAGCAAAUGAAACAGAGUAUAAAUUAUGAUACACAAAUGAAGAGGAAGAAGAAGAGAACAGGGAGAUCACGUGUUAACACCGAGGAAUUUCAAUGUACCCUGAAUGAUAAUUCAAGUUCCUCAUCUUCUUAUUCAACUAAAACAUCAACAUCUAUGAGCAGGGAGGAUAAGAAAGGUCUGUCAGAGAAAUGGAAGAUGACCAAACGGUCGCCGGAGAUGGGUCUUGUUGACAAAGACUCAGGUACUUUGGGAGAAAUGCUUGCUCUCUCUGUCAUGGAAACACCAUAUGCAUUUCUCAAUAAUAUUGCUACUACAAGGGAUGAAAGACUGGCUAAAUCUGGAGUUAUUAGCAGACAAAGUCUUUCUUAUGGUUUUCGUGGUAGUGAUGCCUGGGAAGAAAGGUGUACUCGAAAGUUGCAAAGAUCUGUCUCCGCCCCAUCUUCUUCUGGUGCCAGAUGCAGAGAUGCUGAAAAUAAAAAUAGUGAUUGUUAUAUACCUAAAGACAUGCUCAAUCUCGAGGCUGAUGACUUUAUAUUGGAACCGAUUGAUCAGAUGGGGAGCUUGUCUCGCAGAAGCUUCAGAUGCCAGAGAAAUAGAGCUGCACGGUUGGAUGUUUGUGGUGAAGAAAAUAUACUACCUGUAAGAGAGAUACAUGUGAAUCUCGAGGAGUUAAGGAAUACAGCUUCUAAGAGUCAUCAUCCCAAUAAAGGUAUGAUCUUUGAACCUUCUGAGGAUGACACAAGGCACCUAGUCCAUGAUUCCCCUGUUCCAGAAACAAGAACAUCUUCUCAUGUGGCCAAUGAGCAGUUGAGUAAACCAGACACAUAUGGUCAUCGUCAGAAUGAUUUCACGAUAAAGGAGACAUCUGGCCUUCAAGUGGACCAACCGGUUCCAUCUCACCUUCAUUCAAUUGAAUCAAGGUCCUCCUCAGGUUCCAAGGAAUCUGAGCAACCAAGUCCUGUGUCUGUUCUUGAUCCUACUUCUGAAGAAGAGAAUUCCAGCAGUGGAUGCUUCGAGAGAGUCUGCGCAGAUCUUAAAGAACUCCGAAGGCAACUUCGACGUCUUAAGUUGGAGUCCUUAGACAUAGACUCAGAGCAAUCAGAGUUGAUAGUAAGUGAUGAUGAUGAUGAUGCUGUAGGAGAAGGCCAUUUUACUACAAAUGCCGGAGAAAUUCUACAGUCAUUUAAAGAUGAAGCUGAUCGUGACUUCUCUUACCUGCUUGAUGUACUCAUUGAUUCAGGUGUUCAUGGUACAGACCUGGAUAUGUUCCCAGAUCCAUUUCGCUCAGUUGAAUAUCCAGUUCAGAUGAAUGUGUUCGAUAACCUUGAAAAGAAGUACAACUUUCUGGUGUCAUGGCCAAAAUCUGAAAGAAGGCAUCUGUUUGAUCUUAUAAACUUAGAAUUAGCAGAAAUCGGUACUGCUUACAGAAACUUGCAUCCAUGGAUGAAACAAACGAGAACGUUUAGGCCAAUAAAGUCCCGUGAUGAUCUAGUCGAGAAGGUCUGGCAAAUGGUGGUGAAAAACAGAAAGGAACUGACUGGCAACCUAGAGAGUUUCCUUGAAUUGAAAUGGCUAAAUUGGGAAGAAGAAGUUGAUAUGAUUGGAAUGGAUAUAAAGGGAAUGUUACAAGAGGACUUAUUGGAAGACCUUGUCUCUGAGUUCAUGCUGGAAUAUGAUCAAAGGCCAUUCCUAUUCACUACUGCCCUUAACUAGACCCGGCCCCUCAUAGCCUUUGAUCUGCGAGGGUGCUACAUGCUGCUAUCAGCGCUCGACAUUCACUUCUGUGGCGUUUAUUGAAGUAAUUUUAGCACAUCUUGUCCAUAAUUGGAGUUGAUGCUUUUGUUUCAUUAUGCUGUACAUUGGAGUUGGUCUGGGGAACAUCUAUGGAAACCUGUAAUUUGCAAUA
Messenger RNA from Dioscorea cayenensis subsp. rotundata (Guinea yam), 3324 nucleotides. RefSeq lists its product as uncharacterized. The record is from RefSeq and is a predicted model, not a curated record. Lineage: Eukaryota; Viridiplantae; Streptophyta; Magnoliopsida; Dioscoreales; Dioscoreaceae.